AUGGGGUCAGCUCAGGAGUCUCUUGAUAUUUCUACAGAUGAUCACGACUCUGAUGAUGCCGUACUCGAGCGUGGUAUCACGCAUCCCAUCUCAAAGCCAGCGCAAGCUCCAUGGGAUUUGACCAUCUCCUACGAGGAUCUGCAGAAGUUUCUCGAAGGCAGCAGACCGAUGGAUAUGGACGACAAAUGGCUGUGCGAAACAUUUGGGCCUAAUAGUGAAGGAGAAUAUCUUGUGCAUUUCACUCGGAGCUGGACGUCAUUCACGAUCAUCGCUAUCAGGAUCCAGGCCGAAUUGAACGAGGAUGGCGAGCCACUCCCCGACAAGCCAGUACGUGUGCAUGAGAUUUUGUGGGAGACGGACCGGGAGAAAUACAAUAGCUCGGACUCAACAAGCGAGUCUAUGAAGGAAAUGGCCAGGGGCUUGGCGAAGGGGCUGGUGCAAGUAAAGCUUCCAGGGAGUGACUGA
Molecule: messenger RNA, 465 nt
Organism: Clonostachys rhizophaga
Lineage: Eukaryota; Fungi; Ascomycota; Sordariomycetes; Hypocreales; Bionectriaceae
Source: the annotation of a GenBank genome assembly